AUGGCAUUGGGAGAAGGAAAGACCAGGAAAGCCGCUCAGACAAGCUCGAGGAAAGGGUGCAUGAGAGGCAAAGGUGGCCCUGAAAAUGCCUUCUGCCCCUUCAAAGGCGUGAGGCAGCGCACUUGGGGCAAAUGGGUGGCUGAAAUCCGUGAGCCCAAUGGCGGCAAUCGCACGUGGCUCGGGACUUUCAAGAAUUCUUAUGACGCUGCAGUGGCUUACGACGCUGCCGCCUGGAAACUGUACGGUCCUGAUGCUAAGCUUAAUCUCCCUCAUUUGUAUGAAGAGAAUCUUCAGUUUGCAGUUUUUCCCAACAAUGACAGUCAAGUGCAUAUUCAAGAAAAUCCACUCUUUUCUUCUCAAUCUGCCUCUCUACCAGCUGUUGAUGGAUAUCCAUUUCAGGGUGCAUUCCUGAACAGCAAUCUGAUUAAUGUUAAUGAAAAUGAAUUUGUGAGAUGGGAAGAAAUGGCGAACAUUAUGAAUAUGUGCUUGCCGGCGGUUGAUGACUCUGUCCUGUGGGCAGAGGCCGCGAAGGACACCACCUUCCAGUUUGUGGAAGAGAUGCAGAUUUUCAUGAGCAAUUCGGAUAAUGGGAAUUAUAGCAACCAUUUGCCUAUCUGA
Olea europaea var. sylvestris is the source of this 618-nucleotide messenger RNA. Its product is annotated as putative dehydration-responsive element-binding protein 2H. Bases 1 to 618 code for a protein of 205 amino acids. Lineage: Eukaryota; Viridiplantae; Streptophyta; Magnoliopsida; Lamiales; Oleaceae. The record is from RefSeq and is a predicted model, not a curated record. Gene Ontology annotation, cellular component: nucleus. The transcript has a single exon. Gene Ontology annotation, biological process: positive regulation of DNA-templated transcription; response to stress. Gene Ontology annotation, molecular function: transcription cis-regulatory region binding; DNA-binding transcription factor activity.